AUGGCUGCGUCCCCCAGCUCGGUCGGCGCAACCUCCGACAUGGAACCCCCAAGCUCCCCCGUCCAAGCCGAGAGCAAGUCGUUUGUGUCUCGGGCCGUGACCGAGGAUGACGACACGCAGAUGGCCGAUGCGACGCCCGACCCCGUCGAGAAGCCCGCCCGUGGCAAGGGAAAGGGGUCGCUGGCCAAAGAAGUGAGCGGCCAGCAGCAGAUUGGCAAGAUUCGACACCUGAAGAAGGAAGAUGGAGAGCCCCUUUGGCGAGAGGACAUCCAGUACGACUUUCUCAAGGCUGUCUUCGACAACGAAAUGGUCGUCUUUACCAACUCCUACGACGACAAGAUGGAGAAGCAAACAUUUGCUGACCUCUACAUCGAUACCAUGUCUCGCAGCACAAAGACUAGCAAGGUCCUUAGGGAUAAGCUGUUGAGCGACAGAGAAGCUGCCAAGGGCAUGGCCAUGGUCUGCCUUUUGGUCAACAUGGGCCGAAUGAACACCACCCUCAAUUUCUUCCCCGAGAUGCGAGCACAGCUCCGAACCUACCACGCCAUCCCCUCUCUCCAGGCCCAUCAAGACGCGCAUGCCUACAAGCAACUACAAGACGCACCCCGUCUCAAGUCCAUUCUCAAGGGUGGUGCUGAGGACCGCAAUGAGCCCAAUUCACUGGACAAGAUCAAGGGCGAAGAUGUUCCCCGCACAAACCCCGUCAAUCUCAUCUUCGUCAUGUGCAACACGGCCCAGAAGAUUGCCGAGCUACAUUUCCCUCGCCACCGCGAGUUCCAUGAUCUCAUCAUGAAGACGCAGUACUCCAGCAAGUCUCGAGCAAAUGCCUUCCUUUGGCUCAUGUGGUUCUACCUCGAGUCCGACUUCACCGAAGAGGGGUGUGAGGAGAACCCCUUUGGUCCGGGUGUAGACUACGGCCUCGACGUUGCGAACCAGGGCGUGCCUGCCCUGGAAGAGAUGACGGAGGAGGAAAAGGCCAAGGAGAAUGUGGACACUACUGAGGAGGUUGAAUUUGGCCGAGCCAAGCAGAAGACACGAGCCAAGAUUCUGGAGAUGGAUCAAGCGUAUCUCAAUGAGCGAGAGACGAAGCGCGGCAAGAUCCGCCCAUCCUUUGCUGAUGAGGGGCCCGCCAUUCUUCCUCGGAUUAGGCCUUCAAAGCAUGAGUCUGAUAUGGACAGCACCCGAUCUACCCCUCCCCCAAGAGCGCUUGGUCGAGGUCUAGGCUCUGCACGGAGAGGCGCUCCCCUCAAGUACCAAAUCUUUGAAGGCUCUUCGCCAGCACACCACGCAGGAGGUGAGGGCGUGGUCGCAAGAAAGCCUCGACCUCCAACCGCUCAUCAAUUGGCUGUUGAGCGAAACCGGAGCCAGAGAGUUGAGUAUAUUCUGGACCGUGGUCUCCGCAGGCAGCACCACAAGAGCCGAAAAGCUCGACGACAGGAUGGUGCCAUCUUCAGAGCAUACCGUCGACUUGAGGCUCAGACAGACCCCUUUGAGGACAGCGAUGAGGAGGGUGCCAUUCCGCAAAACCUCUCAUUCCUUGGUGACAAGGCCCCUGGGCUUUUCCGAGAGAGGGGACUUGGUGGGCUCUGCCUACUUACGAACGAAGACGAUGACUAUGGUGAGGAAGUUAGCUCAUACGCGUCUGCUUUGAGACGGACAACCCGACGCCUGUCCCGCUGGGGCGCCAGCUCCGUCGAGCUUGGUGUCGUCCCCCCGAUUAAGCGACCCAAGAAGAAGACGGAAGAGGACAAGGACGACGGUGCGGACCAAGAUGAUGAUGAGAAGACUAAUGGCCAACUCAAUGGCGAUGUCGAUGGCGAUGGCGAUAUGGAUGGCGACAUGACAGUCGGCGACAUGACGCUGGGCGACAUGACAGUCGGAGAUGUCACAAUGGGUGACAUGACAAUGGACGAUGCUGAGAUGGAGGACCAGACCAUGCUCCACGAUGACGAAGAUAGGGGAGACGAUGAUCUCGACGACCCCGACCGGACGGAGGUUAUGGGCGACUCUGACAUUGACUGA
This is a messenger RNA of Ilyonectria robusta, 2022 nucleotides long. RefSeq lists its product as uncharacterized. The transcript has 2 exons. NCBI's taxonomy places the organism in Eukaryota, Fungi, Ascomycota, Sordariomycetes, Hypocreales, Nectriaceae. The record is from RefSeq and is a predicted model, not a curated record. Gene Ontology annotation, cellular component: Ino80 complex. The coding region runs from base 1 to 2022 and encodes 673 amino acids.